Oryzias latipes (Japanese medaka) is the source of this 5361-nucleotide messenger RNA. It is a transcript of the gene cep170ab, whose product is annotated as centrosomal protein 170Ab. Gene Ontology annotation, cellular component: centriole. The record is from RefSeq and is a predicted model, not a curated record. Lineage: Eukaryota; Metazoa; Chordata; Actinopteri; Beloniformes; Adrianichthyidae. Gene Ontology annotation, molecular function: protein binding.
GCCACCGUCAGGCCAAGACUCGGUACUGCAGCGGGGCUGGGCAGCGGGCUGGCAGAGCGGCCGCGGCGCUCGGUGUCGGAUGCAGGCUGCGCUCCGCAUGAUGUGUUAAGGGUCCGAGGUGAACUAGUUAGGCAGAAAUGAGUCUGACUUCCUGGUUCCUGGUGAGCAGCGGGGGGACACGUCACCGCCUUCCCAGGGAGAUGAUCUUUGUGGGGAGGGACGACUGUGAGCUGAUGCUGCAGUCUCGCAGUGUGGACAAACAGCAUGCCGUCAUCAACUAUGAGCCAAACACAGAUGAGCAUAAAGUGAAGGACCUUGGCAGCCUGAAUGGAACAUUUGUCAACGACAUCAGAAUUCAGGAACAAGUCUACGUCACGCUGAAAAUAGAAGACAAGCUGAGGUUUGGAUACGAUACCAACCUGUUUACGGUGGUUCGAGGAGAGCUGCUCAUUCCUGAGGAGGCCCUCAAGCACGAAAAGUUGAGCAGCCAGCUUCAGCUGAACCAGAAGAAAACCACAGAGGCUGAAUCCUGCAGACCUGAGGCGAGGCCGAGUCAAACGGCAGCAGCAUCGACAUGUGAUGCAGCCACGGCCAAACCGUCUGAGUCCAGCAGGUCCGACGAGAAGACUCUGGGAGACACUGCGGUUUUGCACAGAGGAACACCUCUGUAUGGUCAGCCCGCCUGGUGGGGAGACGAAGAAGCCGAGGGGCAGCAGCAGCAGCAGCAGCAGCAGCAGGGAAGAUCCGAAGAGAAAAACUCAGAACGGAAGAGAGAAAAAGCUGAAGCUGACACCAAGAAAAGAACAGAAAUCACAAAACACAAUACCAACCAAGAGGCCAGUUACUUUGAAAUCCCAUCUAAGGACUCUUCUUCAGCACCAAAAGUGUGUGGAGAACCUUCUUCUCGAGACCAAGAUGAUGGGCCUUGUGCAGCCGCAGAGCCUUUGCACGGCCACGCCUCCUUUACCAUUGAGUUUGACCCUGGAGCUUCAGGCAAAGUGACUGUUAAAGAUCGAGUGGCAAAAGCAGGAACAGAGACUCGGCCACGGCCCAAGAGGUCAGUUGGCGAAGAGCUGAGUCCACUUCAGACCGCCAUGGUAGCAGCAGAAGUUAAAGUGGCGGACUGGCUGGCCCAGAAUGAGCUGCCGUUAACCCUAAAAGAGGCAUCUGCAGAGGAUGAUGGGGAAAGUGUGAAGAGCGAUGUUCCUGUGCAGCUGAGAAGCCUUAAAGGAAGCAAACAUGAGGACGGCACUCAGAGUGAUUCUGAAAAUGCUCUUGGGGAGCAGCGCAGAGCUGCAGCUCUGGAUGAGCGCUCAUGGGGGCUCUGGGGUGACGCCAGGACGAAAAUAAGAGAGGGGCGCGCAAACGUACCAGAGGGCCUCUUUGCAGAGGAGGACAGUCCCGCUCGCCGUCGCAAACCUUCCUCUUCCAAAGUGGCCAAAGAGUUGGUGGAGAGGCGGCGAGGCUCGGCUCCUGUUCAGCAGAACCGCAGAGACGAUUACAGCGACAGAGGAACGUACACGGUUGAGCUGGAGAAUGGAGACCGUGAAGACGACGAGGCUAGGAGACUCAUUGACAAAGUGUUUGGUGUGGACGAUCACAGUGUUUCCAGGUUAGCGAGCAACGUCCAAAAAGAGAGACCCUCCUCCCACAGAUCUGCUGCCAAGAACAGAGGACAGCCUGCAUCCUUGAAGACUGAGGCCUUGUCUGAAGAGUUGGUGGUGGGUGGUCCUCGCUGGGUGUCUCAGUGGGCGACUCUGGCUGCCAGUCAUGUCAGGACUGACCCGGAGGGAUCAGGGGGGGAGAACCAAGUCCUGCUCACAGAUGAUAGAGCUGAAAUUGGUGAAUCCAGCCGCUCAUCCUCUGGGCAUGCAGAGCGUAAGAGAAGAACCUUACCUCAGCCACCUGGUGAGCAUCUCCUGCUGGGAAGGAGGACCCUGGGAGGGGGUCCGCUUACAGAGUUGGGAGAGAAACAGGACACAGAGCUGCAGGAAAAGGAGAGCCAGGAGGAGCGGGUGGCCAGAGGGAAGGGCCAGCCUGGCCGUGGCAGUGGCGCCGUGGGAAGUCACAGCAGCAGCCCCAGUCGAUCCUCGCCGGCAAAAUCUCAGGAUAGUGGGGGGGGCAGAUCUGCUCAUUCAGGCAUGUUGGCCAAUCUGCCCCCUCGCCCUCUGACCAGCGGGGAGAAGAGAAUGGAAGAAGCUCUGAGAAGGAGAAAGGAAGAAGACAAGGCGAGGGAAAGCAGUGGGAAGUCUUUACUGAGGCAGGAGAGUUUUACUGUGGAGAGACAGACCUCCAACAUUCCCAUUGAGCUCAUACCGCGCAUCGAUGGCUCCUCGGCCUACAGAACUCAGAGCAAAGAGCCGGGCAUCGACUGCACUGCGCUGCAGAAAGACUCGGAGGCUGUGGCAGCCUUUUUGGAGACCAUCGUGUCAGACCAGGGCGACCCCCCAAGUCAGUCCAUUGAGGGCUCCAUGUCACCAGAGUCUGAUGUGGACACCACGAGCACAGUCAGCCAGGCUGAGGGAGCCAGGAAGGUGGUCCAGAAACGGCGCCCACUGACAGGACAGCAGAAAGAGAGGACAGUUGUCUGCUCAUCUAACAAGGGUUCUUCUGGGGGCAGGGAGGCUCAAGACCGCAAGAUCAAGAGCAAAGCUCCUGCCCCCCAACAGGCAGGUCGCCCAUGGACAUCCCUGGACCUCACUGAUGAUGACGUGAACUCAAACUCUCUGCUGUCAGAUCCACAGCCCACCUCCACACAGCAGCCUAGAGGUUUGGUUCCUCGAGCCCAAACUGGGACCUCAACAGCCAGCACCAAGUCCAGCCGGGCUAAGAUGAUGCAGCCCCCACCUUCUUCUGGAACCAACAAAGCCACCAAUGCCCCCAAGCCCAGGCCCACCAGGACGUCCCUGUUAAGACGAAACCGGUUAGGGGACUCCUCAGACACUGAGCCAGCUGAUCUGGACCGAAUGUCAGUGGCCUCUGAGGCGUCCACGGCCAGCUCCACCUCCAGGACAGGGAUGGCUAAAAGAGGCAUGUCCAGAAUCGAGGCUCUAGCACAGCCGAGAAGGCCAAGAGUGGGCUCCCCAUCUGCUCAGAGCGACUCUGAGGCCACAGUGACGAGGGGCCGGGGUUUGGGGACCCGCGGCUUAGCUAGUGAAUAUGCCUUCAAACAUGGGCCGAGGGGGUCCAGUUUGAGCUCAGUGUCUGGACCCAGAGCCAGAGCCAACAGCGUCUCCAAGCUUCCAGAUAAAAGCAAAGGAGGCUCCUCUUUUGCACCCGUCACACAUCCAUCUGGAACCCGAUGGCGCCGUCUUCCCAUGGAUUACGCCUCAACUUCUGAGGAUGAGUAUGGAUCCAACCGCCACACAUCCAAGCAGGGGCCAAUCCCUUCCACCAGGGUGGCCCAGUCAAGCGGGUCUGCGCCAGCAACCCCAAACCCUGCAGGCAUGGCUGCCUUAAGGCAAAAUUCCAGAGAUCAGGAUGAGUACAUGAGAGACUGGACCACACACAGCGAGGAAAUUGCCAGGAUUAGUCAAGAUUUAGCCAAAGACUUGGCCAUGUUGGCCCGAGAAAUCCAUGACGUAGCCGGAGAGAUCGACUCGGUCAGCCCUGCAGCCACUGACCCUGCAGCUCGGGUGGAAGAGGCUUUAUUUGAAGACAGCUUGGAUGGGGGUGGUGUCUUGACGGAAUCCUGUGGCAUCAUGGGAACCAACGGUCAGUCUGUGGAGCUUCGCCAGCGAGGCUUGGGCGCGCCACGCUCCCGCUCCAUCCGCAGACAAACGUGGAACAGAGAUGAUGCUCUCCUCGAUGGCCUUCUGCUGGCUUCUGUGACUCAGCUCUCCUCCAGAAUACGUCAGUCUGUGGACAAAACUACAUGCAAAAUCAGGAUCCUCUUUAAAGACAAAGACCGCAAAUGGGAGGACAUUGAGUCGAAGCUUCAGGAAGAACAUGAAUCCCUGCUGCUCAAGAGCUCCAGCAAGGAAGUUUCAUCCAUUGUUGAAGACCUGCGGAGGGUGGAGACACAGCUGGCAGUAAUUGACAUGAUGGUGGACCCCGAUGGAACACUGGAUGCCUUAUCAAAUCUGGGGCUGACCAGUCCCCUUGCUGACCAGAGGGCCGGCCCAGGAGCUCAGAUGGGGGCGUCGACAUUGGAGCCUGAAGCAGCGUCCUCCAACACAGCGCUCAAAGGACUGUUUAAAGCCCAGAGAUCAUCAGAGGCGACAGACCGAGACACACAGCCACAGUCAUCUCUUGAUCCUACAAACAGAGGGAAGGAAACCACCCCUGCAUGUAAGAACGGUUCUGAAACCUCUGAACCAUUUUGUGAUGUGAAGUCAAAAGGGUCUGUUUUUUCAUAGUAAGUUUGAGACUGAAAGGUCAGCAAUGCCCUUUCUCCAGCUGGACUUCAUGAAAGCAGGAAGAUCCUUUUUGGAUUCACAGAUUGCUGAAAGUCCGCUUAUAGUGUCAACUGCUGAGCUUUGAAAGGAGCGGCUUUUAUCAAGCCUUUGGUGUUUUUGUACUGCAGCUCAUUCUUAAUAUCCAUUUUCCCACAAAUAUUUGAUAAAGUUAAAUUGUCACGUUUAGAAUAUAUGUCAUCCUCAAAUGUUUUAAAUCUAUUUUAAAUGCUGAUGUGCACCUUUGAAUCCUUGUUUGUGACAAAAGUCAGAAACUUGCAUUAGAAAAAGUCUAAAGAAAUGUCUGUGUGCGCUGCCACAUAAUAUUAAAAGCAUACAUAUAUUUUUAUCCUUACAAUUCUUUCAGAAACAACCCUUUAAAAACGUAAAUGUAAAUGUGAGAUGAAAUCCAAUGCUUCAGACAGAAACCCAAGUGUAGCCUCAGAAAAGUAUUUUUUUUCCCAUAUAUAGACUGUCACAAGUGGCCUGACCCAAACAAUCACAGAGAGUGGAAGAAAAAGGAUCAAUUCUAGUGUUUGCACUUUCACAGAGGAAUCUCCCCAUUUCUGACGCAGAGCUCAACACUUUCUUUACACAAAAGCAGAGUUUGAGAGCAGCUGUUCCAACACAAAUGCUUCAGAAAAGUGCUUCUGAUGACAGACGUCGUGUUGCAGCAGUGUCAGACGGGGACCUCACGCCCUCCGCUGCAUGUGUUCCAUUCAAAUGCAACAGAUCAUUUGUGAUCGGCAGAGUUCCUCCAGUUGGAGUUUACACUCGAAUGUAACCAGAACUGCUGACAACAUUUUCACCAAAAAGAGCUUUAAUAUGACUGGAACUGUACUUUGUGUCGGCAUAUGGGGAUCGGUUUGUUUUGUAUAACUCUUUUUUAAUUGUUGUUGGGUUAAAUGUUGACCUUGCAAUAUGUCCUUGUUUGUCUCAUUUUCAAUAAAAUGCAUGAUGAGCUGUG